Messenger RNA from Brassica napus (rape), 495 nucleotides. RefSeq lists its product as uncharacterized. NCBI's taxonomy places the organism in Eukaryota, Viridiplantae, Streptophyta, Magnoliopsida, Brassicales, Brassicaceae. The record is from RefSeq and is a predicted model, not a curated record. The transcript has a single exon. Bases 1 to 495 code for a protein of 164 amino acids.
AUGGUCUGGUUUAAGCAUGCUACUCCAAAAUUCUCUUUUGUUCUGUGGAUGGCGAUGAAGGAAAGAUUAUCUACCGGUGAAAGAAUGAGUAAUUGGGGUGGCAGUGUUGAUACUACUUGUGUGCUUUGCCGAGAUCCUAUGGAGACAUUGGCUCACCUUUUCUUUGACUGUCCAUACUCUUCUCAGAUUUGGGAGGUUUUGACAAGGAGGGUUAUGGGUACUCAAUACACAACGAGUUGGAGGAGUAUUAUGCGAGUGGCUUUGGAUCAUACUCAAGGGAAGAUCAAGCUUUUCACUUUGCGGUAUGUUCUUCAAGCUGUUGUGCACACAAUUUGGAUAGAGAGGAAUAGGAGAAGGCAUGGGGAAACUCCUAAGCCAGCAGAUUUGUUGAUCAAAUGGAUUGAUAAGGUGGUGAGAAACAAAUUCUCAAUUAUAAGGAAGAGAGGGGAUAAGGAGUUUGAUGGAGGGAUGGUAUAUUGGUUUAGCACAAGAUAG